AUGCUGACUGAUGAAUGUGGUUUUUGGUCCACAUUAUCUUGUUCCAGUGAUAAACAUCGACUGGUGAACACUUCCGUAGUACCUAAUAAGAGUUUCUUUUGUCAGAAAACAUCUCGUUUAUAUUUCGAUAUUCAUCGUUUGCCAUAUCAGUCACUUCUCAGAGUCGGCGGUACUAAAGUGACACGCCACUUCGUUCCAUAUGUGAGGAGAGCACAUGGACCAGGUGCUAUAUUUCCAAUGACUUCUGCUUGUCAACGUCUCUUCUCGAUUGAUUAUCAUCAUGAAGGUGGUGCUCAUCACUGGUACAUUAUUCCGAGUCGUGAGAGAAAAUUUCUACAAGAAUUAAUUGAUCACUACAAAUCUAGUAUGUGUCUUGAUCAUGCACAGUUAUUUAUCGAUCCUUCAGUACUAGACAAAAACCAUAUUCGUUACCAUCGAGUUAUUCAACGCCCGGGUGAAUAUGUCGUUUUAUCAGCUGGUUCUUUAGCACAAAGUUUUACAGAAGAUGCCAGCUGGAGUGAGUCAAUUGAUUUUGCCUUACCUAGUUGGAUUGAAGAAGGUCAUGCAAGUAUUACGAUUCCACAAUGCAAAUGUGCUAUUCCUCAAGAUUUCUUAUCAGAGGUUAUUGAUGUUAGCCUAUUUAGACCCGAACUUAUACAAAGAUAUGUUACGUCGCAUCUCAAUUUUACUACUGAUGAUAAGUCACCAACUUUGGAAGGUUUGUGA
Messenger RNA from Rotaria sp. Silwood2, 726 nucleotides. Lineage: Eukaryota; Metazoa; Rotifera; Eurotatoria; Philodinida; Philodinidae. The record is from the annotation of a GenBank genome assembly.